Messenger RNA from Gongylonema pulchrum, 246 nucleotides. NCBI's taxonomy places the organism in Eukaryota, Metazoa, Nematoda, Chromadorea, Rhabditida, Gongylonematidae. The record is from the annotation of a GenBank genome assembly.
AUGGCAAGAGAUGUCUAUUAUCAUGAGUACUACAGACCAGGAGGGAGACGACUUAUGCCAGUACGUUGGUUGGCGCCGGAGUCACUGUUGGAUGGUAAAUUUACCCUGAAAUCUGAUGUUUGGUACGAUCUGAUGGCACGAUGUUGGAAAUUUAAUGCACGUGAUCGUCCCACAUUUGCACAAAUUGUUUUCAUCCUACAGAGGCAUGCCGAAGAAGUGGGAUUUCAUGACGAAGAAUUCCAGGAG